AGCCGGUUACUGAAAAUGUAAAUAUAUUAUAUAAAUAACUCAGAUCCUGCCCAAGGCAGCCUACUUUUUUGUCGGAUACUAGAAAAUGUGCCAAAAUGUAAAACUGAAACCUCAUUUCUUUACGUGGAAUUUGUAAAUAUUUCGGGCUCUUCAAAUUUCCUUCAAAGUGGUAUAAAAUGUCAAUCCAAAGGUGUGUUUCUUAUUCUCUAAGAUUAAUCUACUACCCUCUAAUUGAAAGUCGAAUAAUUCUUCCCUUUAUCGGCUUCAACAAAUUCUCGUUUUCUUUAUAAAAGUGUAACAAGACCUAACCUCAAAAAUUUUCCAGCAAUUCACUAUUUUGGAAGUAGGAAGGAAUCGCGAUGGCUGAUGAGAUAGAGUUCAAGAAUAAGUAUGAGGCAAAAAACAAAGUACUCGCUUCUGGCAACGUAAUUGGAAAGUUUCAAUUGAAAGAUAGUAUUAUUAGGGAUUAAUAUGAAGACUCAAGACUUGAAAAUCUAGCGAAAAUCAUGUUGAAACGAAUUCUGUACAUAAACUUUGCUACCAUCGGCUCAAAAAUUGUGGGCUUUCUGGCACCAUUACUUAUUCCACCUCUGCAUAUUGCCUUUCUCUACUAUUUCUGGCAAGAUUUCGCCCGAGAUGUUGAUAAGCAGUAUUGUUCCUGUUCCUGCUGGGACACUGUUUUCAAAGGUUCAUACGAAUCAGGAAUUGCUUCCUACAAGCACAUGUACUUCAAUGCGACAUCGAAUACUUUAAAAAUAUGGAUGUCAGUAGUGUUUGGCGUGAUUUUGUUUUACGAAACAGUGAAAUAUUUAACGUGGCUCGCUUUUCAAAACCGACUACGAACGAGCAUGUUAAUUCUCUUCCUGUCUGCUGUCUUCUCCCACUAUUACUCGUGGUGGGUGUACAUUAAUUACUGGAACGACGACUUCUAUUCUCAAUGGUAUCACCAGCUCUUUUUCUCCCUUACGGAGCUGAUAUCAACCAUUCUUGUGAUACACUUGGCCGACGAUAAGAAUCCGGUCACACAUCGAAAAGCAUUUGGGAUAAGCGCUAUCGCGCUUUUGCACAUUCUGGCUGGUGGCUGGGACCAAUUUGUCACCAAUGUCGUCCGGGGAGAAGGCUACGCACAUCAGGUCGUUCGCGAUCUCGGCUUCAUGAUCCCUGACAUUCUCCACGUGAUCAUACCUUUGUGGUCGCUACGAUGGAGAUCCAUCUACAGUCUUCCCGGAGCUGGUCUACGUGAUCCCGAUAUCAAACGUGAUCUCAGUUUUAUGUUGGGGAUGAUAUUGGUCGGAUUGUUUGUUUGUGCCAUUGUGUAAUGUUUCUUCACAUCGAUUUAAUUACGUUUUAAUUUCACUUUUAAAUUUAAUAAUUUCGCAAUUUUCCAUUUUUUUUUUUUUUGUCUCAUAGAUCGUAUUUACAGUUAUUGUUUAUUAUCAAGUGAUGUAAUCGAGACCUGGCGGGGCUAAAGUUCUUUUUUAAAUCAAGUGAAUUUCGAGUCAUGCGGAAAAUUUUUCCAGUUGUAGUUAUCCAUAAACUACGUUAGAAAUUUGGUUUUUUUCGAUUCGCCAAUUCUUUUUUAUUGAAAUUAAUGCAGAUAAAAUAUUGCAUUUUUAU
Molecule: messenger RNA, 1617 nt
Organism: Belonocnema kinseyi
Lineage: Eukaryota; Metazoa; Arthropoda; Insecta; Hymenoptera; Cynipidae
Exons: 4
Coding region: 507-1319 (270 amino acids)
Source: RefSeq, a predicted model, not a curated record